AUGGCGCUUUUCACCCGCCACGAAUGCACCACCUGCUGCGAUGCCUGCAUCCUCCAAGAACUGGUCUCAAUCAAAAUCGUACGCGCAAUCGAAGGCGAUCCCGAAAGCAAAGACGAGCUCGUAAUCAGAGCCGCCCUCACAAUCCAAGACGACAACGACACCGCCAAAGGCGAUCUCGUCUGCCAUGGCUGCAUCUGCACCAUGUUUAUCAACGCAAUCGAAGACGAGUCCAACUACCCACCUCAAUGGGCCGGAUUCGAGUUGAAGCUGGCAAACUUCGCAUCCAUCCUUGGCGGCUUCCUCGCAACCUCGUACAAGAUGAAGAUCGUCGAGUAUAAGAUAAAGUGGGAUGAUCGGGUCUAUUGCACUUCUCGAGGAGUCAACGGCAUCGUAUGCGGCAAAUUCAUCGGCGAGAAGAGCGCCCACCCUCUCAGAAAGUAUUGUUUCGAUUGCGGGACAUCGGUUUGCAUGUGCUGCAAGGACCAUAUCGUUCCUCUCGUCCCGCACAAAUGCGACGGAAAUGCCCUCGCGGAUGAGAAGGACUUCAAGGGAUUGACCAAGGGCAAGGAGUGGCAGAAGUGUCCGAGAUGCCACAACAAGUUCGAGCUUCGGGAUGGGUGCAACCACAUCAUCUGUGCCGUGUGCAAGGAAUCGUUGUGCUUCAUCUGCGGUGCGCCGGCAGCAGCCAACUCGAACCACUGGUGUCGAUCGGGUGGCUCUCGCUGCCCUCGCUACAACCAACCUGGUACCCCGAACGCCAUGUUCGAAGAGGACGCUAUCGCCCUUGCCUUCCCAGAACUUUUCCAGGACAUUCCGAGGCCACCAGCUCACAUCCCCAACCGCGGUGCAUUCCACGCUGAGCAGUUGCGUAGAGAGAGACUGGUCGACGUUGGCGGAGGAGAGCUUCUCACAGCGGAGGAUUUUUUCACUGCGCAGGAGUUCCUGACAGCUAUGCCAGCACCACCACCACCUCGAGCAAUCGAGCGAGCCCACGGAGGUGAUGCAACCGCUCAGCCACCAGCUCCUGAUCGUGUGCAUCGACAGAGGGUUACUGGCCCCGUGCACAUCGCUGUCGGCAACGGCGACAUCAAUGCCGCUGCUCGCAGCGUCAACCCCAUCCAGCCGAGACGCAACCGCGUCUUCAACCUUCUAACCAACCGUACAGCCCGAGAGAAUGCCAUGCCGAAUGCCCAUGCCAAUAUGCCAUUGCCGCCACGCCAUCGCCAAGCCAGUCAACCACAGCCGGCCGUUCAGACUCAGCGUUUCAACGCUCAUCCUGCUAUUCGACUUGCUAACAGAACGCAGCAGCAGACGCAACUUCGUCGUUCCAAUGCCGUUUCAAAUGUGGCCGUCGUCAACGAGCCUCUCAACGGACUGGUCCAUGGCCAUCACCACCGCGGCCAGCACGGUCUAUUGGCUCAGGCUCAGACACAGCAGGAGCAUACUCACGCUCAUCACCGCGUCCAGCAGCAAGCACAAGAGGCACGCACUCACGCCCACCACCGCGGCCGCCACCCUCAACUCACCGAGCCUCAGCUCCAGGCGGAGAACGAGGACACCAACGCCCAACCUCAAGAAGACGUCUAUCAACCCCUCCCACGCAACCCAAGCCUCGACUUCACAUUCCGCUUCCCACGCCACACCCCGGACUACAGCCAAAACCGCCACUUCACAAUCAUCGGCGCCGGCACUAACUCCACCCUCACCCCAAACCCCCUUAACACCCCACCACCACCACGCGGCAACAACCUGAUGGCCGUCAACCAAACCAUCCACUUCCGCCACCCCGACCUCACCGGCGCCUAG
Molecule: messenger RNA, 1806 nt
Organism: Zasmidium cellare ATCC 36951
Lineage: Eukaryota; Fungi; Ascomycota; Dothideomycetes; Mycosphaerellales; Mycosphaerellaceae
Exons: 2
Coding region: 1-1806 (601 amino acids)
Biological process (GO): positive regulation of proteasomal ubiquitin-dependent protein catabolic process; protein polyubiquitination; ubiquitin-dependent protein catabolic process
Cellular component (GO): cytoplasm; ubiquitin ligase complex
Molecular function (GO): ubiquitin conjugating enzyme binding; ubiquitin protein ligase activity
Source: RefSeq, a predicted model, not a curated record